Thermothielavioides terrestris NRRL 8126 is the source of this 2283-nucleotide messenger RNA. Its product is annotated as glycoside hydrolase family 17 protein. NCBI's taxonomy places the organism in Eukaryota, Fungi, Ascomycota, Sordariomycetes, Sordariales, Chaetomiaceae. The transcript has a single exon. The record is from RefSeq and is a predicted model, not a curated record. Gene Ontology annotation, molecular function: glucan endo-1,3-beta-D-glucosidase activity; 1,3-beta-glucanosyltransferase activity. Gene Ontology annotation, cellular component: fungal-type cell wall; cell surface; extracellular region. The coding region runs from base 499 to 1950 and encodes 483 amino acids. Gene Ontology annotation, biological process: cell wall organization.
GAGCGCAUCCUCCACGGUGCCCCCGGCAACUGCGCUCGUACUAAUUACCGCCCUCUGCCCCUGUUCCCAUCAGGGUCUCCUCCUCCCCCCAGGCCAGACCAUGCUGAAAUAGUCGGCACCGCGAGCGUUGAUUCCCACUUUCGUCCUUCAUUCCCUUUUCUCGCACACCACCGCUUCACUCCUUUAGCGGGCACUCGUUUCCAACAACCAGCCAAAACAAAAACAAAAAACCCGGCGGCACAGCUUCGGUUCGUGCGCGGCAGCAACGGAAAUCAUCAUGAAGGCAGCGGUAUUGGCAACCGCCGCGGCGAUGGUCGCCGGCGGCGUGAGCGCGGCCGGCUCUCACGGGCACCGCCAUGCUCACCGGGCCUUGUUUGAGAAGAAGGGCCUGGACAGCGCCGACGGCAUCUGCACGCCCGGCUGCACCACCAUCUACACCACCAUCACCGGUGAAGCGACGCGUAUGUGGCCAGCCCGGGAGCCCAUCGGGAACGGGAAAUGGGGGGGAGGACGCUUGAAGCAACGCUGACCGACUCCGCAGUCGUCCCGCCCGCUCCCCAGACGAGCACGCCCGCUCCCCAGACGAGCACGCCUGCUCCUGUGCCCACCACCACGGCUGGCCCCAUCACCGUGCCGACUCCGAUUGCCCAGACCUGCCCGACCCCGGGUACCUACUCCUUCCCCGCGACGACCGUCGUGGUGACCGAGACGACCACCGUCUGCGGCGCCUCGGUGACCACGGUGCCCAGCGGCACCCACACCCUUGGCGGUGUCACGACCGUGGUCGAGACGGCCACCACGGUUGUCUGCCCCUACGCGACCACCGAGACCCAGCCGAACGGCGUCGUCACCAGCGUGCUCAAGACCACCACCUACGUGUGCCCCUCGGCCGGCACCUACACCAUCGCCCCGAUCACCACCCACGUGCCGAGCGUCACCACCGUCGUCGUGCCCGUCGUCACCACCUACUGCCCGGGCACCUACACCGCUCCCGCCGUGGUCACCACCGUCACCGAGACCGAUGUCGUCGUCUACUGCCCCUUCACCUCCUCCGAGGCUCCGGCACCGACCACUGUCCCGGCCUCCACCUCGGCUCAGGCGUCGCCUGCGCCUGCUCAGUCGUCGUCGGCUCCCAGCCUUGGCGGUGGCAACGGCAAGCUGUGGGCCAUCACUUACACCCCUUACACCGCCAGCGGUGAUUGCAAGAGCGCCAGCGAGGUCCUCAGCGACGUGGCCGACAUCGCCAAGGCUGGCUUCACCACCCUGCGUGUCUACUCGACCGACUGCGACACGCUCCCCAACGUUGGCGCGGCCGCUCGCGCCCACGGCCUCCGCAUGAUUGUCGGCAUCUUCAUCGGCGAGGUCGGCUGCGACAACGCCAGCCCCGACGUUGCCGACCAGAUCGCCGCCCUCAAGGAGUGGAAGCAGUGGGAUCUCGUCGACCUCUGCGUCGUUGCCAAUGAGGCCCUGGCCAACGGCUUCUGCACCGUGUCCCAGCUCACCGAUCUGAUCACGCACGUCAAGUCGGAGCUCGCUUCGGUCGGCUACACGGGCCCCUUCACGACCACCGACGUGGUCGCGUCCUGGAUCAACAACGACGUCUCGUCCAUUUGCGCCGUCAUCGACUACGUUGCCACCAACGCGCACGCCUACUUCAACGCCCAGACCCUCCCCGCCGCUGCCGGCACGUUCGUCGCAGGCCAACUCGCUAUCGUCGAGAAGGUCUGCGGCAAGUCCGGCUUCGUCCUGGAGACGGGCUGGCCUACCGCCGGCAACUGCAACGGCGUCGCCUGCGCCGGCGAGAGCGAGCAGCGCACCGCUAUUGAGGCCAUCAAGAACGAGCUCGGCGAGAAGGUCGUCUUCUUCUCCUUCCGCGACGACCCCUGGAAGCAGCCUGGCGCAUGCAACUGCGAGCAGCACUGGGGCUGCGCUUCCGUCUUUGGCGCUUAAGCUUUUUCCAGCCGGCCGUGGUCCCGUCGGCUACCUGGGAACCAGCUCGUCUGCCGCCAAUUUUUUCAGAUAUUUCAAACAUGAGAAAAUCGUUCAGCUGUAAGCUGCCUCCCUCUGAUCUAAGCGUGUAUAUAUCCGUACCAUAUUUUUUUCCUGGUUUGGAUCUGUCAACCCGAAGUGCACCUUGGGAUUGAGAGAGCGAGCGCAAUGAGAAAAUUGCUGCAGUUGGCAUACAAUGGGCGCGACGCUUCGGUGGGAAGUGUGUGAAGGUCUCUAUUUGGUCGUGGAGUUCAUGACGUCGGCUACGAUCUGAUUUUUGACCGGGUACCUGCG